AUGCAAAUCACUUAAGAUAUGUUUAAAUGGUUGAAGUCAUUAAAUGUAAUCUAAAAUGGAAUUCCAAAAUAAAAUGGGAGAAUUGAAUUAGAUCCUGAAACCACAUCAGCCUUCUACAACGGUUUCAAGAUGUCAGAACUCUUAGAUAAAUUAGUAGGUACUUACAAUUAACAAAUCAAAACACAAACUAAUCCCACAGCUAGAUUGUAUAAUUGGAAUAUAAUCACAGAACGAUUACAUUAAAUUAAAGUGGAAUUGGAUACUGAAAUUAAGAAAUUAAUUAUUGAUGGUGAUUUAGAAAUGAUUGUUGAAGUCUUGAAGGAUAUACAAUCAAAAUUCGUCAAAGAAAUCACUUCCAAAAUUGAAAACCCAAAGAAAAACUUCGACAUUGAAACUCUCAAUUCUGCAAAGCCAAUAAGUUCUUGUGAAACCGUAAUUGAAUAUGUAAUCGUAGCCUUGAGUCAGAAUCUUAUCUUGAAACCUAAAUAAUCGUAAUAAUUACUUAAUAACAAUUUUAAAUUACUUACGCAUGUCUUUAUUAAAGGAGUCAAAGGGUAGUACAUUUAACUAGUAACACUACUAUAAGAAAUAUAUAAUAAUAUGCCCAGAUUAAUUGAACUCUUAAGGGAAGAAGAACAUCAAAUUGGAUUCUUUGUUUCAUUUCUUAAACUCUCUAUAUUCUCUAAGGACUAAGAAGUUGUCCAUUGGGGAUUAAGAUUACUUGGUAAAUUAGCAUAUGAUCUUGCAUAAUAUGACUUGCUAUUUCAUAUGUUUUAAUGGUUAUUAAGUUCUGGUUUAUCUAGUCUGAUUAUUACACUCUAAAGAUAACCCUAAUUGGCUGAACCAUUAGCAACUGCCUUAACUUAAAUUGCAUAUUAUGAUUAUAGUCAAGUGUUUGGACAAUAGAAAUAUUUCGAGAAUCCAAAAAUCCUAUAUAGAAUUCUAUGGAGCAUUGCUUCCUUAUUUGAAUUGUGA
Molecule: messenger RNA, 975 nt
Organism: Paramecium tetraurelia
Lineage: Eukaryota; Ciliophora; Oligohymenophorea; Peniculida; Parameciidae
Exons: 2
Source: RefSeq, a predicted model, not a curated record